Molecule: messenger RNA, 5901 nt
Organism: Odocoileus virginianus texanus
Lineage: Eukaryota; Metazoa; Chordata; Mammalia; Artiodactyla; Cervidae
Source: RefSeq, a predicted model, not a curated record
UGAGACCAUUUAAGCGGAAGCAUCUUACAGCCAUUGAGUGCCAACAUCUCGCUCAGAGUCACUUGGCUGCAUCCCAGUCCUUUGGUCAAAUAUGGACAAGCAGAGAUCCGAACCAUGGUCUCUAUCCUAGACCCAGAACCAAAAGAGGAACCAGGGGUCGAGGAUGCCUGAGAUACAGCCUUGACUUCUUCCUCGCUGGCCAGCAGCGGUGCACCAAUGACAUGGCCAAAAGCAAUUCUGUGGGCCAGGACAGCUCUAAGGACUCAGAGGAUGAAAUGAUCUUCGCGGCAGGAAGCCCCUGUGCCCUGCCUCCGGGGGGAGACGGAGAAGCCAGGCUGCACUCGUCAGGGUCCGCUUUGCCUGCAAGGAAGCGGUCUCGGUCUUUAGAGGACGAGAGGAAUCCAGCCCCAGGGACCAGUCCGUGGGAUGGGGUGUCCAAGAAGACCCCAUGGCGUCACUCGUCCCCAUCGUGCAUACAGCCCAGGGAAGCCAGGCCGGAAGCAGAGGUCGGGGUGGGGCAGCUCAGCAUGCAGCCUGAAGAACCCAGCCAGGAGGUGGAGGACAUUGGCCUGGACCCCGUGCCCGACUCUCACUACGGGCUCCUUGGGACCUUGCCCAGCCAGGAGCCCCCGAGCCACAUCUGCAGCCUGCCCAGCGAGGUCCUGAGGCACAUCUUUGCUUUCCUGCCCAUGGAAGACCUCUACUGGAGCCUGAGCUUGGUGUGCCACCUCUGGAGGGAGGUCAUCCGUGACCCGCUGUUCAUUCCUUGGAAAAAGCUGUAUCACCGAUACCUGAUGAAUGAAGAGCAAGCCGUCAGCAAGGUGGAUGGCAUCCUGUCGAGCUACGGCAUAGAGAAGGAGUCGGACCUGUGCGUGCUGAACCUCAUCCGCUACACAGCCACCACGAAGUGCUCCCCGAGUGUGGACCCUGGACAGGCGCUGUGGAGUCUGAGGGAUCACCUCCUCCUCCCCGAGGCAGAGGCCUGCGUGCGCCAACACCUCCCUGACCUCUAUGCUGCCCCUGCUGGCGUCAACGUGUGGGCCUUGGUGGCGGCCAUCGUCCUCCUGUCCAGCAGCGUCAGCGACAUCCAGCAGCUGCUCUUCUGCCUGCGGCGGCCCAGCUCCACCGUGACGGUGCCAGACGUCACCGAGACCCUGUACUGCAUCGCUGUGCUGCUCUACGCCAUGCGGGAGAAGGGGAUCAGCAUCAGCAACCGAGGCCGGAGCGUGCUCCGGGGACAGGAGGCGCCGUUCGGUCUUGCACCGUCCCGGGGCCGCGUGCACGCUCGCGGCUGCGUCCUGUUCCCCAGAGGGCACAGAUUCUUAUCCACUGCGCCACCAGGAAAGUCCCUUCUUUUUUUUUUCUCAUUAAAUUUUACUUAUUCCAUUUGGUUUCCUGUUUGGGUUUUGGUAGUCUGUCACCCGAUCUUUUCAGUUCCUUGCGCUUUUCCUAAUUUCUCUUCUGUAAUGAUUAGAAAGAAAACAACCAUCCAGCUGACACAUGAACAGCAGCUGAUCCUAAGCCAUAAGAUGGAGCCUCUCCAGGUGGUGAAAAUAAUGGCGUUUGCAGGCACCGGGAAGACCUCCACACUGGUCAAGUACGCUGAGAAGUGGUCUCAGAGCAGGUUUCUAUACGUGACUUUCAACAAGAGUAUCGCCAAGCAGGCGGAGCUCGUCUUCCCCAGCAACGUCAUCUGCAAGACCUUCCACUCCAUGGCCUAUGGUCACAUCGGGCGCAAGUACCAGUUGAAAAAGAAACUGAAUCUCUUCAAGUUAACCCCCUUCAUGGUCAACUCCGUCCUCACUGAAGGGAAGGGCGGCUUCAUCAGGGCCAAGCUCGUGUGCAAGACUCUGGAAAACUUCUUCGCCUCAGCCGACGAGGAGCUGACAAUCGACCAUGUGCCUAUCUGGUGCAAGAACAGCCAGGGGCAACGAGUCAUGGUUGAACAGAGCGAAAAGCUGAACGGAGUCCUCGAAGCAAGCCGGCUUUGGGACAACAUGCGGAAGCUGGGCGAGUGCAAGGAAGAGGCUUACCAUAUGACGCACGAUGGCUACUUGAAACUCUGGCAGCUUAGCAAGCCCCUGCUGGCCUCUUUUGACGCCAUCUUUGUGGACGAGGCCCAGGACUGCACCCCAGCCAUCAUGAACAUCGUUCUGUCUCAGCCCUGUGGGAAGAUCUUUGUGGGAGACCCCCACCAGCAGAUCUACACCUUCCGCGGCGCCGUCAAUGCUCUCUUCACGGUCCCUCACACGCAUGUCUUCUAUCUCACACAGAGUUUCCGGUUCGGUGUGGAGAUAGCCUACGUGGGAGCUACCAUCUUGGAUGUCUGCAAGCGAGUGAGAAAGAAGACAUUGGUUGGAGGCAACCAUCAGAGUGGCAUCCGGGGUGACACGAAGGGGCAGGUGGCUCUUCUGUCCCGCACCAACGCCAACGUGUUUGACGAGGCCGUCCGGGUCACAGAGGGAGAGGUGCCUGCCCGGAUUCACUUGAUUGGGGGGAUUAAAUCGUUUGGAUUGGACAGAAUCAUUGAUAUUUGGACACUUCUGCAGCCAGAGGAAGAACGGAAGAAACGAAACCUCGUCAUUAAAGACAGGUUCAUCAGGAGGUGGGCGCACAAAGAGGGCUUCAGCGGCUUCAAGCGAUACGUGACCGCGGCCGAGGACAAGGAGCUGGAAGCCAAGAUCGCAGUCGUGGAGAAGUACAACAUCCGCAUUCCAGAGCUGGUGGCGAGGAUAGAGCGGUGCCACAUAGAGGACUUGGACUUCGCAGAGUACAUCUUGGGCACCGUGCACAAGGCCAAGGGCCUGGAGUUUGACACCGUGCACGUCCUGGACGAUUUUGUGAAAGUGCCCUGUGCCAAGCACAACCUCGCACAGCUGCCCCACUUCAGAGUCGAGUCGUUUUCUGAGGAUGAGUGGAAUUUACUGUAUGUAGCUGUAACUCGUGCCAAAAAGCAGCUCAUCAUGACCAAAUCUCUGGAGAACAUUUUGACUUUGGCUGGGGAAUACUUCUUGCAGGCGGAGCUGACGAGUAACGUGCUGAAGACAGGCGUGGUGCGCUGCUGCGUGGGCCAGUGCAGCAACGCCAUCCCUGUGGACGCCGUGCUCACCAUGCGCAAGCUGCCUAUCACUUACAGCAACAGGAAGGAGAACAAGGGUGGGUACCUGUGCCACUCGUGUGUGGAGCAGCGCAUCGGGCCACUGGCCUUCCUGACCGCCUCCCCCGAGCAGGUGCGCGCCAUGGACCGCACAGUGGAGAACGUUGUGCUGCCCCGGCAUGAGGCCCUGCUCUUCCUUGUCUUCUGAGCGUGGACCCUGUUCUCCUCCCACCGGGAUGCCCGGGGGGCUCCUGCCCCUGCAGACACCGGCAUGGGGGGCUCCCUCCCUGAGGCCAGCCUUGCUCACAGAGCAUUUUCCAAGGAUGAUGACGACUGCCAGAGUUGGACCUGGUUUGUCUUCACCCCUGGAGGUAGUCAGACCCUGCCGCCCCUCCUCCACGUCAGCGGGCCAGGAACGUGGGGGAUGGUCUUUUGAUAAAAAAAAAAAAUUUAUGUAUUUAAACUUUUAUUACAAGGUCUCAAUUAAACAGGCAUUGUAGCACUGGCAUUCCACCGUGUGAGGCCCCUGCCUUCACCCCCGCUGUUCCUGGACUUUCUCCGUUUCUCCGCUUACUGUUGUCGAAGCUCUGUGACUGUUCACAUCAUGCACUGAGCAGAGCAGGAGGCUUUGUGUCCAGGGUGACAGCUGACAUAUCAGAAGCAAGGUUUUCCAUGCUCUGGGGAGUCACGCACAUGUGAGACCCAGGGUGCGCCUUUGUCAUCGUGGGGCUCACAGCCUGAGCAGGGAGGCAGCACGACACAUAACAAGUGCAGUGACCCUAGCCAGAUGUCUCGCAUCCCUGCAGGCAGAAUAGAAGACCAGAGCCCGAGAGAGGGGCGAGGCCGGCCAGCCACCACGCAGGACACAGGCACUGGUUCCUGGUCGGGUGCUGGGGGGUGUCAGUGGUAAAGCUGUUCUCGCAGAGAUGUGGCUUAGCCACAUGUGGAUCUGGUAUUUUCACACUUUCGCCAUGCAGCACAUCAGGGAUGCAGGCGGCAGGUGGGGCACUGCUGGAGCUCCCUGGCUCUGGUGUCUGAGCCCAGGCCACUGAGUGGGGAGCGGAUUUCUCGCCCUGUGCGGCGCCCCGUCUCUCCCCCGUCGGGCCUCUGGUGGAGCUUAGUGAGCGAGCAGCCCGGUGAGGAAAGCAAGGGUGCUGGCAGACGGGGUGGCCGUGUGGAGAGGGUGAGGGCUGCGUUAACAUCUGCACGGGGAGGAGGAUUCACACGUGGGCCCUGAGCACAGCUGGGGCGGACGUCCUCACCCCCCUGCCGUGCUCCUGGCCCAGCCUCGUGCUCCUGGCCCAGCCUCGCUUGGUGCUCCUGGAUCACUUGUAACAAAGCAGCGAGUGGGAGGGGGUGGUUUGGAUUUGCAGGGCACAGUGUUCAGAGUCCUUCAGUAGAAGGAUUUGGGGAGGGGAUGGCUAGGGAGGGGCCUACGAACAUGUUUUCUGGAAGUCUGGUUUUGCUCACUGGAGAGGAAGGUGCUUGCGAUUGUUGGAGGAGUAGAUAAUAGGCCUCCACUGAGCACAUGUUGGGCAGGCCUGACCAUGGGUGUCUAGAAUCACAUGCAGUCCUGACUCGGAGAGGGCAGUGAGGAGUGUGAUGCUAUGUGGGGGGUUAGGGGGGCAUCCAGAGCUGGAACCGCACUGCUGCUCUGGGGCCUGAGAGGCGUCCAUCAGAGAGGAGGGCGGGGGACCACCAGAAUGGGUGGUGCUGGAGCUGUGUUUAGUAUCGGAGUGAGUGACUAGCUACCUACUAAAGAAGGAGAGAACCUUCUAGAAAGGAGCAACAUGAAGGACAAAUACGGUGCCACAGUAAAACAUCAGUGUUAGUAUUUUAGUACUUAUUUAAAAAAAAUAGGAUCCAGGAAUUGAUACUGGUACUUUAUUUUUUAAGUGUUAUAUAAGAAUUUCUAAAAUGUCAGUAAAAUCAAAUAGUUGAUGUGUUUCAAAUAGAAAACUAAUUUUUAAAUACACAGUAAAAAUAGAAAUGUUAUUUAUUUUAGUUUCUUAAGGAAAUCAGUAAUCAGUUUAUUAAGAUAGAAAUUCCUAUAUAAAAUUUAUAGUUUUGUUAAAUAUACUUAUAAAGUUAAUUAUAUUCUAUUUAUUUUUAUUACAGAUUUUUUUAUUGAAGUAUAGUUGAUUUACAAUAUUAUAUUAGUUUCAGGCGUACAACAUAAUUUAAUAUUUUUAUAGAUUAUACUCCAUUUAAAGUUAUUAAAAAUGGUUAUAUUUCCCUGUGCUGUACAAUAUAUCUUUGUUGCUUAUUUACUUUAUUCAUAAUAGUUUGCAUCUUCUAAUCCCAUACCCAUGUGUAUAAGUGUUAAAUAUCCAUUAUCAUUUUAAUAUGAGUGAUUAGAUGAAAACAAUAAAAGUGUUAUUCAAAAAUAUAAACUAAGCACUACAUGGAAAUGAAAAUCUUUUAGAUCCUUUAUAAAGGUUAGUCUUUAAAUCAUGGGGCUUCCCUGAUUUCAUUUAGUUGUGAAUGUAUUUUUGUGCACAUUUUCUGUAGAGAUUUGUUUUAUUUUUACACCACAUAAAUUGGGAGAAUAAGGAAAAUAAUUAUAAGCUAGUUCCAGGUAUUUUUCUUUGGCUCAUUCAUUUUUAAGUAACCCCUUUUCAUUGAUAACUUAGAUGAGAUCUUUUUUCAAUUGUUUAAGAAUGUGCAGUCUGCUAAUACCAAGUUCUAGUUUUUUAUCUCAAAGUUAGGAUUUCUGAUUUGUCACCAUCUUCUUUGAUUUUAUCAUGUGUAUAGAGGUUCUGAUGCAGAAUUACCCAUAUAAAAACAAAUUCUGUUAUGUCAUA